AUCCAUUUCUUUCCUCUCAUGUCUCUCUACCAUCCAUUUCUCUCUCACUUUGGCAUCCCUCUCUCUUCCUGCCGACACACCGACACUAAAGCUGGCUUCAACCCUUCCCCUGCUAUGCGCCCCACCCAACCGCCAGCUGCUAACGUACAUCAACUACAGGGGUCUGACCAUAGUGGGCGCGGCGGCCAUCGCGCUGGCAGUCUUCGGGCUGCUGCCCUUCGUGGUGAUGGCGCUGCUCGCCAUCCCCAAGAUCCAACCGCGCGCUGGUUGGUGGUGGAUCUGAACCGCGUGCACUGGCGGGGCUACUUCAACACGCUCUUCUGGAACCUCAACUACUGGGACUCUGUCAGCACGCUUGCGGGGGAGAUAGAGGAGCCCAAGCGCACGUUCCCGCGGGCGCUCAUGGGGGCGGUGGUGCUGGUCGUGGUCAGCUACCUCGUGCCGCUGCUGGCGGGCACGGGCGCCAUGCCCUUCUCGCCUGAGGGGUGGGAUGAUGGGUACCUCGCCGUGGUGGGCCGCGCUAUUGGCGGCGGGUGGUUGGCGUGGUGGAUCGCGUGCGCUGCGGCGCUCUCCAACAUGGGCGCGUUUGAGGCCGAGAUGAGCAGCGACGCGUUCCAGCUGCUGGGCAUGGCGGAGCGGGGGAUGCUGCCGGAGGUGUUCACGUACCGGUCGCGGCACGGCACGCCCGUGCUGGGCAUCGUGUGCAGCGCCACAGGCAUCGUGCUGCUGUCGUGGAUGAGCUUCCAGCAGAUCGUCGAGUUCCUCAACUUCCUCUACUGCUUCGGCAUGCUGCUCGAGUUUGCCGCCUUCAUUGCGCUGCGAGUCACGCAGCCCGAGCUGAAUCGGCCCUACAGGAUCCCGGUGGACACCAUGGGGGCUGCGCUGCUGUGCCUGCCGCCCUCCCUGCUGCUCAUCCUCGUCAUGGCCCUCGCCUCCCGGCAGACCGUCAUUGCCAGCUCCAUAAUGGCGUCCGUGGGGCUGCUGCUGUAUCCCCUCCUGAUGUGGGCGAAGCACCACGGCGUGCUCAAGUUCACGCAGGACCCGGGCCUGCCGGACGUGGCCCUUAUGGAGGAGGAGGAGGGAAAAGAGGGUGAGGAGGGCUUUGAUGGGGCGGCAACGAAGGGAGGGUAUGGGAAGGUGGAUGGUGGGGUUGGUGGUGUGGAAGGGGAGAAUGGGACCAUGGCUGACAGUGAGAACGGGCUGCUGCUGGGGAAGGGGCAGAGGGAGAAGGGCAGCAGCAAAGUGGUGCCGGUUGAGAGCCCAGUGGAGCCGCAGGGGCUGCUGCAAGCAACUGCACGUGAUGCUCCACUCUCUGCAUGUGAGGGGCAGUCGCCGCCUGUCAUGGUUGGCUCACUGCCAAGUGAUGGUCUGUUUGCCCAAGGGGUGCUGUCAGCGGAGAGGUUGGGAGCUGGAGCAAAUGCAAGUCAUGCGCUACAACCCAAGGUUGGCUGUGCGGCAGAUUCAAAAUCAGAUUAUGGGAUUUUGCUGGGAGACUCAAGUGGUUGCAGAUAGCAUAUCCUUUAUGCGAUUGUUUCAUCCAACGCCAAUCCCACCUUGUAUUAAAAUUUCAUUUUGUAUACAUCUCAUUCACAUAUCAUAUGUAUGGUGUUGGAGUGCCAGAACCCAUCAGGGUCGAAGUCGGGGUCAAGAUCCGGCGGGUGUGUCCAGGCGGCGAACGACACGAUUCCGUCGCUGUCGGCAGUACCGCGGUCGGGGACGAAGUCCAACACGAAGACGCCGGACUUCAGGAGAGCACGACCGAUGAAGAGACCGCCCUU
Molecule: messenger RNA, 1778 nt
Organism: Closterium sp. NIES-67
Lineage: Eukaryota; Viridiplantae; Streptophyta; Zygnematophyceae; Desmidiales; Closteriaceae
Source: the annotation of a GenBank genome assembly